CUUCACAUCACUUUUCCACGUUUCUUUUUCCUUCUUCAUUCUUUACCAUACCAUGCAUACUCAAGCUGAAAAGAAGCAUCAACUGGAUGAUAUAUUAUCAGAUAAGGUGUCCAUUAUGGAAACCGAUGAUAUUGAUCAAACUUUGGAAGAAACUGAAGCUGAACCUGGUUUCUGUGUUGAAUGCAAAGAUCAACAGGCAGAUCUAUUUUGUACCCAAUGCGAUGAAAUAUUUUGUGAAGUUUGUUUCGGUAUGAUCCAUCGAACUGGUAAAAGAGUCAAUCAUACUUCAAAACCAUACAGCAAACAUACAAUCGGUCAUGAUGAUAAUCAAAUGGAUGAAGACUCUGAAACGAACGCAGAUACAGAAAAGUUGGAUACAGCUACAGGAACUACAACUGCUACUACAGCUACGAAAAAAGCGGAUUUCGAUAUAGGUGAAUGGAUGGAAAAUAGAGCCAAAUAUAUCCCUUUACGGUUACAAUUAGAAGAACGCAAAUAUCUACGACUACUAGAAGCUGCUCUCAAUGUGACCGAAUAUACUGACAAGAUUGAUGAUGUAUCUCAUACAGGCAAAGCAAAACGUACAGUGGCUCAAAUCAAAGAACUAUGUGCAGUAUUGACUGGUCUAGUAUUGGCUUGUGAUUAUAAACGUGGACAAGAACUCUUUGCUGAUAGAAGUUAUGAAGAAAAUGAAGAAUUCUUUCAAACCAUCUUUGAAAUUGGAAGAAGACAUAAAAUCAUGAAUCCUGAAAAAAUGCGAUCUGCGUAUGGGAAAUUGAUGUAUCUACUUUCAGAUUCUAUGAUUCCAGAAGUUCAAGAGAUGCUUGGAUUCAAUUGUGUGGUACCAAUCAAAACAGUGUAUAGCUAUUUGAAGGAACGCCAAGGGCUCAAGAUAUUACAUGAAGAAAUCACUUUAUUAGCAACUAUGGAAAUCAUUCCAGAUGGUAAACCUCGUUCUCAAAUUCAGGCAGAAAUCAAACGAAAAGAAAAGGCUAUCGAAUCCCUUAGUCGUAGAUACCAAUCCAAAUUAUUAUCAGCAGAUGAAAUCCGACAUUGUUUAUAUAGUAUUGGUGACAACAAUGCCUACUUACGGAGCAAUCGUGAUCCAUGUGAAAAGAUGCUUCGUUACCUAGAACGUUAUUUCCAUCCCACAAAACCAGAAGAAGAGUAUCCUCUUGGAAUUCAUGCUGGAGCUCAGGGUCAUAGACUUAGUCAUAAUCAUGAAACUCAAUACAUCUAUGUCAAUCAAACACUAAAGUUAUGGCGGGAAAUCCUUAAUGAUAUGUUCAAAUUAUGGAUGUUGGCGGAUCAAGAUAUACUAGGUGCAAAUAAUCCUUAUCGACUUACACAAACAGGUCAGGGACUUCAUCGAGUACAACCAUGUCCAGCAGUUUCCAGGGAAAUGCAUCGUACAUUAUUCAAGGCACAAAAAAAGGCAAAAACUUGGAUUGGUAGUAGCGUGAUUCAUUUAGGUGACAAGAAUGUACCAAAUGCUUUGAUGUUUAUUGAUAAGUACAAUCAAGUUUCACGUAUUCUUAGUCCAAUUUGCAUCACAUUGGACCAAUUGGAUGAUAUCUCGAAUAACGAUGGUCUGAAAAAGUAUAUUGAAAGAAAGUUUGGUGGCGUAGCUCAAUGCCGAAAGGAAAUCUUAGCGGAUUUCUUUAGAGGUGCUUUUGAUGGUUCAGGUGCGGAUAACUUUUAUGAUGCUGGUAGUUGUAUAGAUGGAAGAUUAACUUCUGCUUGGAAUUGGUGUUCCCAAAUUGAAAGCAAAUCUUAUUUCCCUGUAUUUCUGUUGGCUGGAUUUGUUGGAUUUGAUGGUGGCGGAUGGAAUUAGAAAUUCAUAGAUUCAUGGUUAGAUUUUUAUUGGAAAAUAAAGUUGUUGUUAUAUUAUUU
Halteromyces radiatus is the source of this 1893-nucleotide messenger RNA. RefSeq lists its product as uncharacterized. Gene Ontology annotation, molecular function: zinc ion binding. The coding region runs from base 53 to 1834 and encodes 593 amino acids. The transcript has 12 exons. The record is from RefSeq and is a predicted model, not a curated record. Lineage: Eukaryota; Fungi; Mucoromycota; Mucoromycetes; Mucorales; Cunninghamellaceae.